AUGUCGACACCAAAAGAGAAGAAAGGGGUCCGAAUUCGGAACCUCUUCGGGCGGAUCUUCUCUCCGUCGGAUAAGAGUUCAGACACUUCGCCAUCAAGCAGCAUUGACAUCAGCCAACCGUACAACACCGUUCACCGGAUACACGUUGGUUAUGACGGGCAAAAGUUCAGCGGUCUUCCCCAGCCUUGGAUGGAUAUGUUAUUAAGAGAUAUUAGUUUGGCUGAUCAGAAGAAAAAUCCAUCGGCUGUGGUGACCGCGUUGAAAUUCUAUGCAGCUAGUUUGAAAGAGCAUGAGCAAGCGAAGUUCAUGACGCCAAAAAGCGUUUACAUGGCAUCUGAUGAAGACGAUGUCGACAUCACUCUUGAUGGACAAGUCACUGAACAUUUACGAUCGCUUGAUGUCAAAUCUCCUUCGUCUUCAAACGGUUCGCGAAGCAUCCCUACCUCUUCCACCAAUCAAUCACUAUCAGAAAGAGAGCCACCCAGCCCAGCUCCUCCACAAUUAAAUGAAGUUCCCUCCGUCCCACCACCAGUCGCUCCACGCUCCUCCAAUGCUCAUAAACAACCACCGCCCCUACCACCACAAAGGAGUGAACCCGUAUUGCAAAAGAUUUGCUCAAACGAAUCAGAAAUGAACGCAAAUCUCGGGCAUUCGGCUCCCGUGAAACCUCCUCGUAUCCCGCCUCGAAUUCCACCAAAACCAGCGCACCUAAAGCAAGCGUCGUCGUCGUCGACGUCGACGUCGUCGUCGUCGCCGUCGUUGCUGUUCGCGUCGACGCCAGCAUCGACAUCGACCUCUGACGGGCAAACGGUGAACAACAACAUGGCGAUAAAGACGAUUCACUCGGAUCAGAAUUCGAUUGGGCAUUCUUUAUCGAAUGGAAGCUUUGGAUCGAGCACAUCGGAUGAUCCGAUCGAGCAGCGAUCAUCGAAUAAAGAAAAUCAUGAAAAGACUCAUCAAAACAACAACAAUAACAACAAUGGAACACAGCAGCGAUUGCAGAAUCAGCAGAAUCAGAGAGACGAGAAUGAGCCGGUUCGAGUGAGGAGUCAACCAAGAGAGCAGAAAGGAGCACCGUCGAGGAAGAUGACUGACAAUGAGGUGCUUGACGAGUUGAGAUUGAUCGUCAACUGUGGAAACCCGUUGGACAAAUAUGAAACGAAGAGGCAAAUUGGAGUCGGCGCUUCCGGUACCGUGUUCGUGGCUCAGCGACGAGAUGGUGGCGAUGUGGUGGCCGUGAAGAGAAUGGCAUUCAAAUCGCAACCGAAAAAGGAGAUGCUGUUGACGGAGAUUAAAGUCAUGCAACAGUACAAACAUCCGAACCUCGUCAACUACAUCGAGUCCUAUUUGGUCGAUGCUGAUGAUCUCUGGGUGGUCAUGGACUAUUUGGAGGGCGGAAACCUGACGGAUGUGGUUGUGAAAACCGAGUUGGACGAGGGACAAAUUUCAGCUGUGUUGAAGGAGUGUUUGAAAGCGUUGCACUUCUUGCACAGCCAUUCGAUCGUCCAUCGGGACAUCAAAUCGGACAACGUUUUGCUUGGAAUGGAUGGUGCUGUGAAGUUGACUGAUAUGGGUUUCUGUGCCCAGAUACAGCCGGGAAGCAAGCGAGAUACAGUCGUCGGCACGCCAUACUGGAUGUCACCGGAGAUUUUGAACAAGAAAAAGUACAACUAUAAAGUGGAUAUUUGGUCAUUGGGUAUUAUGGGAUUGGAGAUGAUUGAUGGAGAGCCACCGUAUCUACACGAAACACCGUUAAAGGCUAUCUACUUGAUUGCUCAAAAUGGGAAACCGGAAAUCAAGAAGCGGAACGAGUUGAGCCCUGAAUUCGUGCACUUUUUGGACAGAUGCCUUGUCGUCGAUCCCGAAUGUCGAGCCGACACAAAAGAGCUCCUCAAUCAUCCAUUCAUCUCGCGAGCAAAGCCGUUAAACGCUUUAAUUCCGUACAUUAAAGCGGUUAAAGAAUUGAAAGAAAAGGGAAAA
Molecule: messenger RNA, 1980 nt
Organism: Mesorhabditis belari
Lineage: Eukaryota; Metazoa; Nematoda; Chromadorea; Rhabditida; Rhabditidae
Source: the annotation of a GenBank genome assembly